Babesia bovis T2Bo is the source of this 590-nucleotide messenger RNA. RefSeq names its product putative 40S ribosomal protein S18. Gene Ontology annotation, cellular component: cytosol; small ribosomal subunit; ribosome. Gene Ontology annotation, biological process: translation. The transcript has 2 exons. Gene Ontology annotation, molecular function: structural constituent of ribosome; RNA binding. NCBI's taxonomy places the organism in Eukaryota, Apicomplexa, Aconoidasida, Piroplasmida, Babesiidae. Bases 50 to 514 code for a protein of 154 amino acids. The record is from RefSeq and is a predicted model, not a curated record.
CACUGUUUCUUCUAAUUCCACUCUUGAGUUUAUACAGGCGACUAUCAAGAUGGCGAUUCAGAUUACCGCAUCGGACCAGUUCCAGCACAUCCUUCGUAUCCUCAACACCAACGUUGACGGUCGUCAGAAGGUCACUGUGGCUCUUACUGCAAUCAGGGGUAUCGGACGUCGUAUGGCCACCGUUGUAUGCAAGGUAGCCGGUAUCGAUGUAACUAAGAGGGCUGGUGAGCUCACCACUGAUGAGAUCAACAAGGUUGUAACUAUCAUCAGUUCCCCUGCUGACGUUAUGAUUCCAGCCUGGUUCCUUAACAGGCAGAAGGACUACAAGGAGGGUAAGAAUCUCCACAACACUGCUAACAUGCUUGACACUUGCUUGCGUGAUGACUUGGAGCGCAUGAAGAAGAUGCGUCUUCACAGGGGUCUCAGGCACUACUGGGGACUCAGGACUCGUGGUCAGCACACCAAGAGUACCGGUCGUCACGGCAAGACUGUUGGUGUCGUUAAGAAGAAGUGAGCGCCUAUGCCUUCCACGGGCCCACAUUACGAUAUGCGCGAUGGACUUUAACCAUCAAUGUCGUUUAUAGUCGCUA